ACAAGAGAAGCUGCAGAGAAUGCUGCCCGCGCUGCCCAAAUUCCUCCUGUCUUCAGGAAACAGCACAUACCCGAUCCAUCCCUCCCAAUCGAAAUGCUUCUCCAAGCUGAACUCCCCCCUCGUGCCGAUCUCCCCCAAACGCUGAGCCUAUGUUUUCUGCUCGCGGACCAUCUGAACGGGCCCAAGAUCUACUCAGGCAACCUAUACCACCGCCUUCAUUCACAAGGAAGAUUCGAGAGCGGUUGAAUCGCGCUCUUCGGGAUGGUGGCCGGUCUAUCCUUUCCCCUUAUGAUGAUCGUCGUAGAUGGCCACUUUGGUCUGGAACAUUUUGGUCAGAGAUAUACCGAAUGCUCGAAAUUCGUGAUCAGUACGACCAAGUGAGGAAGUGGCUGGACGCGAAUCAGACUCCACGCUCCGCCCCUCUUAUCCCUCGGCUGUACGAGGGCUGGAAAAAGUUCAACUGGUCAGAAUUAGAUUCAGAUCUUAAAGCCGACGAUCCCACCGCACAUUUACCUCAACCAGAUCGAUUGUUACCUAUAUUAUCGAAUCAGUGGAUUGAAGAUGACUUGAUGGAUCUCUUAGUUAGACUGACUUCCCUAAACAUGAAGUCAAGGCCAGUGCCUCCAGGGCUCGUUGUACCGCUGCGGUUCUGGAGGGAACUGGUGCACUUAUACGAGAAUGACGGUUUUUUUGAUGAGAUGCACUAUCCAUGCCUAUCCGAAACAUGGCUAACAGUUAAAUCCGGAAAUCUCGACGUUGGAUUCAUCGUCAACGACGCGAAACCCUUGCCAGGCGAUCAGGGGACUCAUUGGACUGCCUGUGUUCUCAGCGUGUCGACAGGGGAAUACCGCUUCGGGGAUUCCUUGGACGCCCAACCGCCCCUACUGCUUCAACCUGCCCUCGAAUUGUGGCUGGCGAGGUGCAAUGCGUUACCACCGGGUGCCCAGCUCCGAAGAGGAAACGACCUCGAUCACGCAUCUCAAACUGACGGAUGGUCCUGUGGGAUUAUUGCCGUGAAUACACUUGAGCAUCACUUCCUUGAUUAUCCUCUGUGGGGCCCCAACAAGAAUGCGGAUAUACGAAUCACCAAGUACAUCAACUUGCUUGAAUACAAUCGCGGAGCCCCGUUACCUCCGCCACGAUCACGUGCUAGCUCCGUCUCCACUGACGCUUCCCAGCGGUCUCGUUCACGAACUAGGACUCUUUCCACCCGUCCAGAUGUUUACUUUGGUGAUAUUCCCGUUGAAGGGCAAGAUUUAGCGGUUUUGAGGGCUGGACACCCGAAGAAGGUGCCGGCAUCUCUUCGAAAUAUCAAGUUACUGUGCCAUUUCGUGCGGAUCAUUCUCGUUCUCGAUCUAAUGUACGUCGCAGGAUCCCGGGCUUUGACAAGCGCCAAGCGAAAUUCCAGGUCGCCAAACACGUAAUGGGCCCGAUCAACCUCUCCCUAUGCAGGACCCUAAUAACUCCCCCCAACUAUCGUCUCGUUCGCCUGCCAUUCAACACUCUCGACCCAUUGGUGUCCCAAGUGCGCCAGCUCACAUUCGACCCACACGUGAUAGAGGCCGCGUUCCUGCUGACAUUCCUGCCGGUCAAGGUGAAUGGGAGCGUGAGUCACCUCAAGAAGAUCGUGGCAGACGACCGCGAC
Messenger RNA from Cantharellus anzutake, 1645 nucleotides. RefSeq lists its product as uncharacterized. NCBI's taxonomy places the organism in Eukaryota, Fungi, Basidiomycota, Agaricomycetes, Cantharellales, Hydnaceae. The transcript has 6 exons. The record is from RefSeq and is a predicted model, not a curated record. The coding region runs from base 150 to 1424 and encodes 424 amino acids.